Cariama cristata (Red-legged seriema) is the source of this 656-nucleotide messenger RNA. RefSeq names its product BCL2-related ovarian killer (gene BOK). Gene Ontology annotation, molecular function: protein homodimerization activity; protein heterodimerization activity. The record is from RefSeq and is a predicted model, not a curated record. NCBI's taxonomy places the organism in Eukaryota, Metazoa, Chordata, Aves, Cariamiformes, Cariamidae. The transcript is spliced from 6 exons. Gene Ontology annotation, cellular component: mitochondrial outer membrane. The coding region runs from base 35 to 634 and encodes 199 amino acids. Gene Ontology annotation, biological process: intrinsic apoptotic signaling pathway in response to DNA damage; regulation of apoptotic process; extrinsic apoptotic signaling pathway in absence of ligand.
GCUACGCCGUUCCUCAGUCUUUGCUGCAGAGGUGAUGGAGGUUUUUGACAGGUCUCCCACUGACAAGGAGCUUGUGUCCCAAGCCAAGGCUCUCUGCAGGGACUACAUAAACUCGAGGCUAAUUCGAGCUGGCGUCAGCUGGAGCAAACCUGAGUACAAUGCACCCGUGCCUGGCGGUAAGCUGGCCGAGGUGUCCACCAUACUGCUGCGACUAGGGGAUGAGCUGGAAUACAUUCGCCCCAACGUCUACCGGAAUAUUGCCCGCCAAUUGAACAUCUCGCUGCACUCAGAGACGGUGGUGACGGAUGCUUUCCUGGCAGUAGCUGCGCAGAUUUUCACUGCAGGCAUAACGUGGGGCAAGGUGGUGUCUCUCUAUGCUGUGGCAGCAGGGCUGGCGGUGGACUGUGUGCGGCAUGCACAGCCAGCCAUGGUUCACACCAUCGUAGACUGCCUGGGAGAGUUUGUCCGCAAGACCCUGGUGACGUGGCUGAAAAGGAGAGGAGGCUGGGCAGACAUCACAAAAUGCGUGGUGAAUACCGACCCCAGCCUUCGCUCCCACUGGCUCGUGGCCGCUGUUUGCAGCUUUGGUCACUUCCUCAAGGCUAUCUUCUUCGUCCUGCUGCCUGAGAGAUGAAUCCCACCUCCCUGUGACCCAU